Messenger RNA from Zychaea mexicana, 159 nucleotides. RefSeq lists its product as uncharacterized. The record is from RefSeq and is a predicted model, not a curated record. The transcript has a single exon. The annotation marks the transcript as partial. NCBI's taxonomy places the organism in Eukaryota, Fungi, Mucoromycota, Mucoromycetes, Mucorales, Lichtheimiaceae.
CGAUGCCUUGUGUGUCUCGACGACUUUGUCCCCAAGCAGUCGGUCCGCGUGCUCAAAUGCUGUCAUGUCUUUCACCAAGAGUGCGUCGAUAGAUGGUUGUGUGAGACGCAUAAUUCGUGUCCUGUCUGUCGUGGUGUACCCGUGGAAGAUCGUGCAUCA